ACAUAUCUGACCGCACCAUCCCUCCUCUUCCAUAUCCCAUAUUCUCCUUCUUUCUCUCCCAAUUUUUUUCAUUAUCCUUAAAAUGCUAUAUCCAUUUCCAUUCCCAACUUCUACCCUAUUAACCCUCCCUCCUUCUCCUUCUCCUUCUCAUUUCUCCUCCAAACUUAACGCCGCCAUUACUUCCAAACAAAUCCAUCUCAAACUCUCCGUUAACCCCCCUCCCUUCAACAACACAUUAACAUCAUCUCACGGUGUCACCGACAAGCUCAACAAUCUCACCAUCGAAUUUUCCUCUCUCUCCGAACCCAUCGACCGAGUAAAAAGAUUAUUACAUUACGCAUCUCUCUUGCCACCCUUAGACCGGUCCGACCGGGUUCCAGAGAACCGGGUGACGGGUUGUUCGACAGAUGUUUGGGUGGUGGCCCACAUAGACAAAGGUAGGAGAAUGAGGUUUCAAGCAGACAGCGAUUCGGAGAUAUCGAAGGGGUUCUGUUGGUGUCUUGUUUGGAUGUUUGACGGCGCGGAACCUGAGGAAGUGCUUAACGUCGAGAAAGAUGUUUUGGUUGGUAUGAAUGUAGGUUUGAAUAAUGUUAAAGCACGUUCUAGGAUUAACACGUGGCAUAAUGUUUUCUUUGCCAUGCAAAAAGCUACACAAGAUUUGAUUUAAGAAAAAUGUGUUGUAAACCAAGUAUUAUUGCACACGUUUAUCCGAGUCUUGUAGGAUUCAGAUGGUCGGAAAAUUUGAAUCACGAUUUGAUAUGUUUAAUUGGUCUUUCUCACGUGUGGAGGAUGCUAAGGCUAGCUUAAUUUUCCCUAUUUUUAUUUCUCCUCAUAGAUAUAUAUAUAACCUUUCUUGUAUUGGCUGGGUCAAUAGAUUAUAAUAGGGUUGGAGGGGUCAAUUUCUUUUUCUUCUCUUGAAAAAUUGUAUAAAGAAUAGUUUAACUUUAUUUAGAUUAAAAUUUAGAUUUUGGGUGAUGGGAGAAAACAAUGUGCUUCAUAGAUUAUAAGUUUUUUUGUUUUGAAUAAAUUCAUAGAUUAUUAUGAGUUGGAUGCAUGUUGUUACAACAUUGCAUUUGCAUUUGUUUGGUGUACUUGUAGGUUAGCCCUUAAAAAUAUUGGAGUCAAUGACAAAACAUUUGCUUUUCAAUAA
Molecule: messenger RNA, 1150 nt
Organism: Medicago truncatula (barrel medic)
Lineage: Eukaryota; Viridiplantae; Streptophyta; Magnoliopsida; Fabales; Fabaceae
Product: sufE-like protein 2, chloroplastic
Exons: 1
Coding region: 83-667 (194 amino acids)
Source: RefSeq, a predicted model, not a curated record